Saccoglossus kowalevskii is the source of this 1146-nucleotide messenger RNA. RefSeq names its product cAMP-regulated D2 protein-like. The record is from RefSeq and is a predicted model, not a curated record. Lineage: Eukaryota; Metazoa; Hemichordata; Enteropneusta; Harrimaniidae.
AUGGUAUUCUUUCAUGGUGGUAACUUUCGUCAGGGUAGUGGAUACAGUCUUCUCCAAGAUGGUCGAUAUAUUGCCAAUCAUACCGAUACUAUUGUUGUGUUUGUGAACUACAGGCUUGGUGCCUUGGGAUUCUUAGUUUCUGAUGUGGGUAAGGACGCUGCCAAUGGUAACUAUGGGAUUAUGGAUCAACGUUUUGCAUUGGAAUGGGUGAGGGAUAAUAUUGCUAACUUUGGAGGAGAUCCAAAUAAGGUUACAAUUUUUGGACAAAGUGCUGGUGCACAGUCUGUUGGGAUACACUUGGCUUCCUCGAAAAGCGACUCACUAUUCCAUUAUGCAAUCAUGGAAAGCAAUCCACUUUCGUUGCCCCUUCGUUCACGACUUGAAGCGGAGAUCCUAGGUAGCUACUUCGCUGCAGAACUGGGAUGUAGAACCGGAGAUAUUAACUGUAUGCGGAGCAAACACGUUGAAGAUAUCGUUUAUGCUCAGCAAAACACAAGCACCAAAAUAGUCAACCCAUUCAGACUGCUAGAGUUGUUUGAACCAUGGGGUCCAUACAUUGACGGUGAUGACAUCACAGAACAGUCUAUUGACUCUUUUGCCAAAGGACAUUUUCAGAAGAAGCCAAUAAUCUUGGGAACUACUUCAGACGAAGCCCGUGCUAAUCUAUUUGUAGCAAUUCCUGAACCAAUGGACAAAUUGAACUAUUUUGAAUAUGUUAUUGAGAUGUUCAAAAUUCAUUCGUUGAAGGUGUUGCACAACUAUCCGCCACUUUCUAGUGGCGACCAGAGAGAGGAACUUUCAGUUGCAGGGCAUCCAUAUCUAUUUGCAUGUCCAACACGUGAUGCCCUGAGGCAUAUAUCAUAUCAUAGUGAUCUAUCUAUUUGGACCUAUGUUUUUGAUCAUGCAUUGUCUUUUGAUGCUUGGGGACCUGAUUUCAAUUUCUGUUCUCUGCACUGCAGAUUGGAGAAGAAAAUGGACAAGCUAAACGAGGAGCAGCGCUCGAUAACCGAAAGGUUUGAAAUAAUGGAGAAAAAACAAGAAGAUUUUGAACGCUCGCUAAACGAAACUUCAAUCGAGGUGUCCGAACUGAAAAUCAACCACAUGGCCGUUGAUGGUCGAUUGGAGCAAGCCGAAAAACAAAUCUAA